Molecule: messenger RNA, 1104 nt
Organism: Vicia villosa (hairy vetch)
Lineage: Eukaryota; Viridiplantae; Streptophyta; Magnoliopsida; Fabales; Fabaceae
Product: phosphoglycerate mutase-like protein 4
Exons: 6
Coding region: 174-839 (221 amino acids)
Cellular component (GO): cytoplasm; cytosol
Molecular function (GO): phosphatase activity
Source: RefSeq, a predicted model, not a curated record
UGUUAAAAAUGAAAGAAAGAGAAGCAACUAGGAAAUGAAGAUGAAACAACAACAAUAAUAUUAAAAUUCACAACUUACAUAUAUAUACUGGUUUUUCUUCCUCUUAGGCUUCUCCAACAUAAUUUUCUUUAGCAUCUUAGUUCAACUCGUCAUUCCAAUAACUCACUCAAAAUAUGGCUGACUCAUCCAUCACCGAUUCUCUUUCGAGCUAUUCCGAUACAGAUUUUGCUGAGAUUGUUGUGGUGCGUCAUGGUCAAACAGUUUGGAAUCUUGAAGGAAAAUGCCAGGGACAAUUGGAUAUUGAAUUGAAUGAAGUGGGAAAACAGCAAGCAGCUGCUGUUGCUGAUAGACUAUCGAGGGAACCGAAGAUCUCAGCCGUGUAUUCAUCUGAUUUGAAAAGAGCUUUAGAAACAGCACAAACAAUUGCAUCCAGAUGUGGAGGUCUAGAGGUUGUGAAGGAUUUGGACCUGCGAGAAAGACACAUGGGCAAUCUGCAAGGACUUGUUUUCACUGAAUCAGAAAAAUCUAAUCCCAUAAGUUACAAUAUUGUGAAAUCUAGGAAUGAAAAUCAAGAAAUACCAGGUGGUGGAGAAAGUCUUGAACAAGUGUAUGAACGUUGCAAAUCUGCGUUGCUGAGAAUUGGCAGAAAACAUAAAGGAGAGCGUGUUGUUGUGGUUUCUCAUGGAGCAUCGAUUGAAGUACUUUACAAAUGGGCAUGUGCAGAUGGAAAGUAUGUAGGGAAUAUACGCAAUGCAUCUGUCACUGUUUUUCACUUAUAUGGUGAUGACAAAUGGGUUGUGAAAUUGUGGGCUGAUAUUAGUCAUCUGAGCUCAUGUUGACUUCUGCACUCCAAACACUUGGAGGGUGAGAUUAGUAACAACAAGAAGGAAGAGACAAAAAUAUUACUAAUAUCUAGAAGGUGUCAAUAAUUAAUUAUAUAUUCACCUGCAUCAUGUGAAAUUGUUUGCAUUUUGUAUCUUUAUGCUUAAAAGUAAAACUAUUGUCAUUAUUUAAAGAACUAGCUUCGAGAUGGACAUGUAGCUGUCUUUUUAUUUUUAUCAAUAAACAGAAUAGUUGUUGGAAGAAAAACUCAAUUAUUUAAAA